AAUUAGUUUCAGGUUUUCAACUCUCUAGUACUUGCAGUAAGCAACAAUCCAUCUCUCUCUCUCUCUCUUACACACACAUGUACUGUGGGUCAGCCCAACCUCUUUUCACCUUCCACCACCUUCAACUUUGUUGAACGUUUUUAUAUACAUAUAUGUACACACACUUGGGUAUCACCAAACAUUCUCAGUUCCUCUCUCUAUCUCUCUCUCUCUCUCUCUCUCUUUUUAUCGCUCUUCUCUCUCUCAUGUCAUUCAUUUCUCAGUAAAUUAUAAGCACCAGGAGUGAUGGAAGGUCAUCAAGAGCAAUACUAUCCACCUCCAUCAACAUCGUCAUCACUACCAUUAUUGCCACCCCACCCUUCCUACCUUUUCCCAUCCUCCUCAACCUCAAUGAACCCUCCUCCUCUUCCAGAGCCUCAUCAUCAGCAGCAAGCCCAGCUUCCAGACAUUGACUGGGUCAGCCUUCUCUCUGGUCAUCAUGAUCAUCAGAUUAAUAAUAAUGAGCCUGCUGCUAUGGUGGAGGUUAAUAAUAAUGAAAAUAAUGUUAUUGAAGCUGCUCAGGAAGAAAAGGGUAGCAAUAAAAGGAAAGGUGGUGAGGGCAGGAAAAUUAGUGUGAUGAAAAAAGCGAGCAGGCCUAGGUUUGCCUUCCAGACUCGGAGUGCCGAUGAUAUUCUUGAUGAUGGCUACCGCUGGAGAAAAUAUGGGCAGAAAGCCGUCAAGAACAGCUUGUAUCCCAGGAGCUACUAUCGAUGCACACAUCACACAUGCAGUGUGAAAAAGCAGGUUCAGAGGCUAUCAAAGGACACAAGCAUCGUCGUUACAACUUAUGAAGGAGUUCACAAUCAUCCAUGUGAGAAGCUGAUGGAAACCCUUACUCCUCUUCUCAAGCAAAUGCAAUUUCUCUCUAGGUUCUAAUUAAUUAUGUAUGCAUAUAUAUAUAUAGCUAACUAGCUAUGGCUUUUGCUAUAUAUAUGUAAUGUAAUCUCUUUAAUUGUAUUGGCAACUUGUACCUCCUCUUUACUUGUAAAAAGAAAUGAAAUGAAAGAUGACCAAUCCAAUGCUAAGAUAUAUUUAUAUGGUUCUUAUGUUAUAUUAACAUCCCCAUUAAUUUUGGUCUUC
Prunus persica (peach) is the source of this 1119-nucleotide messenger RNA. RefSeq names its product probable WRKY transcription factor 24. Gene Ontology annotation, biological process: regulation of DNA-templated transcription. The coding region runs from base 286 to 915 and encodes 209 amino acids. The transcript is spliced from 2 exons. Lineage: Eukaryota; Viridiplantae; Streptophyta; Magnoliopsida; Rosales; Rosaceae. The record is from RefSeq and is a predicted model, not a curated record. Gene Ontology annotation, molecular function: DNA-binding transcription factor activity; sequence-specific DNA binding.